Messenger RNA from Synchiropus splendidus (mandarinfish), 1373 nucleotides. It is a transcript of the gene alkbh1, whose product is annotated as alkB homolog 1, histone H2A dioxygenase. Gene Ontology annotation, biological process: oxidative RNA demethylation. Lineage: Eukaryota; Metazoa; Chordata; Actinopteri; Syngnathiformes; Callionymidae. The coding region runs from base 130 to 1287 and encodes 385 amino acids. Gene Ontology annotation, cellular component: nucleus; cytoplasm. The record is from RefSeq and is a predicted model, not a curated record. Gene Ontology annotation, molecular function: ferrous iron binding; oxidative RNA demethylase activity; broad specificity oxidative DNA demethylase activity. The transcript is spliced from 7 exons.
AACAUACGCAAUUUAAGUUUGACCACCAGUAAACAAUUUUGGACCAACAGACCUUACCGCUCGGGGGCGCCCACGCGCUGCGUUGUUGUUCGUGUAGCUCAGUAUCAAGGGAAGAAGAAGCGAAUCAAGAUGGCGGCACCCCUACUCGAAAGUGAAGUGGAUGUUUUUCGGAAAGUUUUCAAGCUGUACAGGAGGAGGACUCCUCCUCCGGACUUGAGUGACGUGCUCGACUUCUCUAAAGCUUCUGCCAGUGAAAAGACUGUUCCAGUCCAGCUGGACACUAAUGCUGUGAGUGAUGUGGAUGCAGCCAGAGUUGGCCUGAAGCCUGUGAUGCAGUGGGAGGCUCGUGGCCUGAGCGGAUUCCCAGGGUUCAUCUUCAUCACCAACCCUUUCCUCUCGGACGCCCAGCACUUCUGGAUCAAACAGUGUCUGAAAACCUACCCGCGGAAACCCAACGUGUGCAACCUGGACUUGCACAUGGCGCCGGCUGACACUCAAGACAUUUGGGGGACGAGUGCUCCAAGCCUCAGGCGUCACAGUGAUCUGAGGAAGCCCAAGACCUUAUUAGAGAAGCUCCGCUGGGUGACUCUGGGCUACCACUACAACUGGGACAUGAAGACCUACUCUCCAAGUCACUGCACCCCGUUCCCGUCCGACCUCCAGCUUCUGUCCCGCCACAUCGCAGCGGCCUGCAGCUUCCCAAGCUUCAGCCCGGAGGCAGCAAUCCUCAACUACUACAGGUCCAACUCCUCCCUGGGAAUCCACGUGGAUGAGUCGGAGCUGGACCACAGCCAGCCGCUGCUGUCCUACAGUUUCGGACAGUCGGCCAUCUUCCUCCUGGGAGGCUACCGAAAACAGGACGCUCCGACCGCCAUGUUCAUGCACAGUGGCGAUGUGAUGGUCAUGUCGGGUCAGAGUCGCCUCCUCUACCAUGCGGUGCCGCGGAUUGUUCCUGCGCCGGAGGAGCUGCAAGAUCCUGUGGGCUUCUCUCCACAGGACACCCGGUUGGUGGAGCCCGUCACGGCCGAGGACUGGCUGGUGUGCAGGAGCUACAUCCAGGACUCCAGGGUCAACGUGACGGUCAGACAGGUCCUUGCUGCAGGACACAGCUUCCCAGACAGAGUCGGAGCAACAGAGAGUAAGAAACGACGGCACAACUCUGGCGACGGCGACUCGCUCACGCUGAUGUCCUCGAUACAGUGGUGGAGAAAAGAAUCCAACACUACAGACGCAUGUUCCAGUGUAGAAAACUGGAUCGAUCCACCAGUCACAGUGACGGUGCCGUGAUCAGAUCUCACUCUCGUACGUGUGCAGGUAUGUUUUCAGAGAGAGGACUUCAGUGUAGCUCAGCGCAGUCCUGCGGUAGAGGUCCA